Messenger RNA from Sus scrofa (pig), 3149 nucleotides. RefSeq names its product twinfilin actin binding protein 1 (gene TWF1). Gene Ontology annotation, molecular function: actin filament binding; actin monomer binding. The record is from RefSeq and is a predicted model, not a curated record. Lineage: Eukaryota; Metazoa; Chordata; Mammalia; Artiodactyla; Suidae. Gene Ontology annotation, cellular component: cytoplasm; myofibril; actin filament. Gene Ontology annotation, biological process: barbed-end actin filament capping; positive regulation of neuron projection development; regulation of lamellipodium assembly.
CCGAUGACGAGGCGGGGCCGGCGAAGGAGCCGCCACUUCCUGGAGCCACCGGCCGGGGCCGCUCGCUGCAACUCAGCGCCGGAGCCGGGAGCCCGCGGCCGCCGCCAUGUCCCACCAGACGGGCAUCCAAGCAAGUGAAGAUGUUAAAGAUAUCUUUGCCAGAGCAAGAAAUGGAAAAUACAGGCUUCUGAAAAUAUCUAUUGAAAAUGAGAAACUUGUGAUUGGAUCAUGUAGGCAGCCUUCAGAUUCCUGGGAUAAGGAUUAUGAUUCCUUUGUUUUACCCAUGUUGGAGGACAAACAACCGUGCUAUAUAUUAUUCAGGUUGGAUUCUCAGAAUGCCCAGGGAUAUGAAUGGAUAUUCAUUGCAUGGUCUCCAGACCAUUCCCAUGUUCGUCAGAAAAUGUUGUAUGCAGCAACAAGGGCAACUCUGAAAAAGGAGUUUGGAGGUGGCCACAUUAAAGAUGAAGUAUUUGGAACAGUAAAGGAAGAUGUAUCACUCCAUGGAUAUAAAAAGUAUUUGCUGUCGCAGUCUUCUCCUGCCCCACUGACUGCAGCUGAGGAAGAAUUACGACAGAUUAAAAUUAAUGAGGUACAAACUGACGUGAGUGUGGACACUAAGCAUCAAACACUACAAGGAGUAGCAUUCCCUAUUUCUCGAGAAGCUUUUCAGGCUUUGGAAAAAUUGAAUAAUAGACAGCUCAACUAUGUGCAGUUGGAAAUAGAUAUAAAAAAUGAAGUUAUAAUUUUGGCCAACACAGUCAAUACAGAACUAAAAGAUUUGCCAAAGAGGAUUCCCAAGGAUUCAGCACGUUAUCAUUUCUUUCUGUAUAAACAUUCCCAUGAAGGAGACUAUUUGGAGUCUAUAGUUUUUAUUUAUUCAAUGCCUGGAUACACGUGCAGUAUAAGAGAACGAAUGCUGUAUUCUAGCUGCAAGAGCCCUCUGCUAGAGAUUGUAGAAAGACAACUACAAAUGGAUGUCAUUAGAAAGAUCGAGAUAGACAAUGGGGAUGAGUUGACUGCAGACUUCCUUUAUGAAGAAGUACACCCUAAGCAGCAUGCACAUAAACAAAGUUUUGCAAAACCAAAAGGUCCUUCAGGAAAAAGAGGAAUUCGAAGACUAAUUAGGGGUCCAGCGGAAACCGAAGCCACUACUGAUUAAAAUUAUUAUUUUAAGUGUUAGACCAUACUAGUUUUUUAAAAGUCCAGCUUUUAGUACAGGAGAACUGAAAUCAUUCCAUGUUGAUAUAUAGUAGGGAAAAGAAUUGUACUUUUUGAAAAUUAGCACUUUUCACUUCUGUGUGUUUUUAAAAUUAAUAUUAUAGAAGACUCAUGAUUUCUAUUUUUGAGUUAAAGCUAGAAAAGGGUUCAACAUAAUGAUGUUUAAUUUCAUUACAGUUUUCAGAGAGUGAUGAUUCCACGCUUUCACAUAAUUCUUAAAAUUUUAUACAGCUGGGCCAAUUACAGAAAGUCUAAUGCCUAAAAGUACGAUAUAGUUCUUACUCUUUAGUGAGAUAUCAAUUUUUUUUUAAGGGAGCAAGAAAGACCUUAAACUAUUCAUUCCACUGAAUGAAUAUGUUAAGGACCAGGUUAGAUUAUUUUCUAAGUUGAAAACUUCAUGUGCCUAGGAAAAGGUGGAAAGUUGCUUGCUCUGAGCAGUGCUCACUCAGAUUGUGGGAUCACAUCUGCAACUUUUAGAAACAGUGCUUUAUUGCAGCAGUCUUUUCUAUUUGACUUUUUCGUUUUUUAAAUGGCAUUAAAAUUUCAGAAGAUCAGGUUCACUCUGAAACCUUAAGGGUACCAGAUAUUUUCUAUACUGCAGGAUUUCUGAUGAUGUUGAAAGACAUGUUUAAAUAGCUUUAGUAAAUUCUCUUUCUAGUGCUUAAAAAAAUUUUCCAUUUCAAAAGUAAGUCAUUUCAUUAUAUGUAGUUUGAGGCCAAAUAUUUAUGUUCAGUUGAAUAUUAAAUACCUAUCAUUCAAAAGCAAACAAAACUAAAUAUUAUUGAAAAAGUUUUAAACAUCAAGAUUGAUUUCUCCCUAAAACCACUUAUUUAUAAGUAAAUUGUGUUUCUUGGCACUUUUGGCCAAAUAUUCAGAUUUAAUAAAAUUCUUUUCCAGUCCUAGUACAUCAGGCUAACACAGUUAAGCACUUAAGAAUCUUGUUUCAUUUUAUUUCUUAUUUCAAAAUACAUUUAACUGUUUAGAUUCUAAACUUUGCAGUUUCAGUUAUAAACUUCAGAGAUUUUUGAGCCUCGUUUUCUUCAAUACUUGAAAUAGAGGAAGCUCGAACACUUCAUCAUGUUUAACCUGAUAAACCUGCUGUAAGAGCCAUACUUUUGAGGCGUUUUCUAAGUGAACCAUGGGGAUCCAGGAUUUAGAAUUUCUUGAUCUAAACUUCGUGCUGCAUAAAGAAAAUAAUCAGAAAUACACAUUUCAUAGUAUAAAAUAAUGAAACACUUAUUUUUACACUUUAUUAUCUAACGAUAUAUGCACCUUUCAGAAAUUCAAUGUGUGUUCAAGUAAAGCAUGUUAGAAUAAUUAUGAGUUGGCAAGUUUUUUUUUUUUUUUCUAGAAUUAAGAGUAUUUGUGUGGGGUUUUGUUUGUUUACAAAUAAUCAGACUAAUAUUUAAACAUACAAAAUAAUUGACAGUAAUUUUGCACUUGUUUACGAAAGAUACACUUCUCAGUUUUUCCGUGGGUGCACACGUAGACACAUACACACAAACUACUGCAUUGAGAAUCCUGGAGCUGUGUUGUGGACCAUAGACCAAGCUGCUGAAGCUGUUAUUUUUGGUCAGGAAGAAUGUUAACCUGUCAUGAAGGUAUAAAAUAAUUUAGAAGUGAAUGUUUUUCUAUCCCAUCCAUGUGCAAUUAUACUCUUAAAUCCUACUACACUACAUGAAAGUGGACAUUCCAGAAUAUAGAUGUGAUUAUAUAAUCUUAAUUAUUAUUAAACUGAUGAUUGUUGAAAAUCAGUGACGCAUUUGUUAUAGAGUAUAACUCAUCGUUUACAGUAUGCUUAGGUGGCAUCAUAAAUAGAAGGUGAAUAAAGUAUUCCCAAUAAAUUUAUAUAGUGGUGAGGAAUUACUUGCCUUCUGUGGACAUUUUAUAAGUGCAUUUUAUAUUGCAAUAAAAUUUUUUCUCUUUAAAUU